Molecule: messenger RNA, 1169 nt
Organism: Pseudo-nitzschia multistriata
Lineage: Eukaryota; Bacillariophyta; Bacillariophyceae; Bacillariales; Bacillariaceae
Source: the annotation of a GenBank genome assembly
CUAAAUUAACGGUGUUUCAAUUGUUAUUUUACGCGUAGUACUGUACGACGAAUCAUACAUCUUCUCGAUCAAUUCAUAAUAGCAUCGGACCAUUACUAGUCAACCUCCAAACACUGUGCAAACACAACACCGUAACUCACCAGUAAAGCGAGGUCUUCAAUCACAUCGUCCACAUCAUGGUCAGCAUGGGAAAACGCAGCCGCAACCCCCGUCGAAGUCGUUCGUUUUUCGCAGCGAAUGAACCCCUGGCCCUCGCGAUGCGGCCCGCCGUAAUUCUGGCGGGAGUUUGUCUUCUGUUGGCGGGCACGGGUUCGGUGCCGAGCCCGGCCACCGACGGUUCGUUCGCCCUUGCCUUUUCGACACCGGGGCUUGCGGCGAGAGUGCGGUCGAGUGGGGGCACCCUGGAACUCGGUGCCGCCACCGAAACGGGAAACGGCGAACGCGAACGCAACGGAGAAGGAGACGCACACCAGCCGCCGACACCUUCCACCGGUCCGGACCGGAGGCAGGUCCUGUCCGCGGCGGCCUCCGCAUGCGCGUGCGCCUCCGGCAUGGCCUCCCGGCCGGGGAGCGCCGUCGCCGCUGGCCCCCGAAAGAGCCGCACGGACGGGUACGCCGUCCAACACACCGAGCGCGAGUGGGCCUACAUCCUGAGCGGUGCCCAGUACAACAUCCUGAGGAGGGGCGGGACCGAGCGGCAGCGGUCCUCGAUCCUCCACACCUUCACGGCCGAGGACCAAAAAGGGAUCUAUUCCUGCGCCGGGUGCUCGGAAGACCUCUUCGAGAGCAGCGCCAAGUUCAACUCGAGGACGGGCUGGCCGAGUUUUGCGAAAGCCCUGGACGGGGUCGAGGCCGAGGACCUCGAUCCGAUCCGGGCCACCCUGGACGGGAGGGAGGUCCGCUGCGGGACGUGCGGGGGCCACCUGGGGGACGUCUUUAACGACGGGUGGGUCUACCCCGGGACGAUGGCCUUUUCGACGGGGAAGCGGUACUGCAUCGACGGGGCCGCCCUGGUCUUCAAGCCCAGCGGGGGGAGCGAGGCCGAUUGGAUCUACGGAGACCAGCCACCUCCCAACAAGGUGAUUCGGUACGAGCAAUCGAUGUAUCGUGAUGCCUGAGGGGAGGCGGUGCCUUUCGGCACAACAGUAUGCGACCAAUGCUGUGUCGUG